AUGGACAAGGCCAGUGUCUUCUGCUCCAGCUUGGAGCCCCGUGCAGCCACCGCCCGCGAGCUGCUCCUGGCUGCACUGGAGGACCUAAGCCAGGACCAGCUGAAACGCUUCCGCCACAAGCUGCGGGACGCGCCCGUGGAUGGCCGCAGUAUCCCGUGGGGGCGGCUGGAGCGCGCGGACGCCGUGGACCUUGUGGACCAGCUGACCCACUUCUACGGGCCGGAGUCUGCGCUGGACGUGACCCGCAGGACCCUGAAGAGGGCUGAUGUGCGCGACGUGGCAGCUCGGCUCAAGGCGCAACGGCUACAACAGUUCCAGAAGAAAUACCGAGAGCACGUGCUGCAGCAGCACGCCAAGGUGAGGGAAAGGAACGCGCGCUCUGUGAAGAUCAGCCAGCGCUUCACCAAGCUGCUCAUCGCGCCCGAGAGCGCGGCGCCCAGGGAGGAGGAGGCAGCUCUGGGGCCUGUGGAGGAGCGCGAGCCGGGGCGUGCUUGGCGCUCGGACACACACACCUUCAACCGGCUGUUCGGCAGCGACGCCGAGGGCCACCGGCCGCUGACCGUGGUGCUGCAGGGCCCUGCGGGUAUCGGCAAGACCAUGGCGGCCAAGAAGAUCCUGUACGACUGGGCAGCGGGGAAGCUGUACCGCGGUCAGGUGGACUUCGCCUUCUUCCUGCAGUGCCGCGAGCUGCUGGAUCGGCCCGGCGCGCGCAGCCUGGCCGACCUCGUCCUAGACCAGUGCCCGGACCGCCUGGCGCCUGUGGCACAGAUGCUGGCUCAGCCGCAGCGGUUGCUCUUCAUCCUGGAUGGGGCCCGCCUCCUGGUGACCAUGCGCGCCACAGCGUCCAGAAAACUGCACUUCGACCAGUGCGCGCUGCAGUGCGCUGAAGUGCGCGGCUUCUCCGACAAGGACAAGAAGAAGUACUUCUACAAGUUCUUCCAGGAGGAGCGCAGGGCUGAGCGCGCCUACCGCUUCGUAAAGGAGAACGAGACGCUGUUUGCCCUGUGCUUCGUGCCAGCCGUUUGCUGGAUCGUGUGCACCGUACUGCGCCGGCAGCUGGAGCUGGGCAGAGACCUGUCGCGCACCUCCAAGACCACCACCUCAGUGUACCUGCUCUUCCUCGCCAGCGCGCUGAACUCCAUGGGCGCCGAGAGGGCCCGCAUGCGGGGGGAGUUGCGAAAGCUGUGCCUCCUGGCCCGGGAAGGCAUACUAGGAUACAAGGCGCAGUUUUCAGAAAGGGACAUGGAGCGUCUGGAGCUUCGGGAUUCUGACAUCCAGCACUUUCUCAUCAAGAAGGAGCUGCCGAGUGUGCUGGAGACUGAGGUGAUCUACCAGUUCAUCGAUCAGAGCUUCCAGGAGUUCUUUGCCGCGCUGUCCUACCUGCUGGAGGACGUGGGGGCACCCGGAGUCCCCACAGGCGGCCUGGAGACGCUGCUGCACCUGGGCUCCGAGGGGCGCAGCCACCUCAUGCUCACCACACGCUUCUUCUUCGGGCUGCUGAACAUGGAGCAUGUACAGGAUGUCGAGCGCCACUUCGGCUGCGUGGUCCCAGCACAUGUGAAGCAGAAUGCCCUACAAUGGGUGCAGGGGCAGGGCCACCUCAGGAUGGCACCAAAGGGAGCAGAUGGUUCCAAAGGGCUCAAGGACAAGGAGGAGCCAAAGGAGGAGGAAGAAAAGGAAGAGGAAGAGGAGGAAGAGCUCAGCUUCCCUCUGGAGCUGCUGUACUGCUUGUACGAGACCCAGGAUGAGGCUUUUGUGAACCAGGCCCUGAGAAGCCUCCCUGAGCUAACUCUGGAGUGUGUGCACUUUAGUCGCAUGGACCUCGACGUUCUGAGCUACUGCAUGAAGUGCUGCCCCGCUGGACAGGUGCUGCAGCUUGUCAGCUGCAGCCUGGUGGCCGGGCAGGAAAAGAAAAAGAAGAGGAGCCUGUUGAAACGGCUGAAGGGCAAUUCUCAAGCUGCCAUGAAACAACUCCGGAUCACCCCACUGCAUCCACUCUUCGAGGCCAUGACUGACCAGCAGUGUGGCCUGAGCAGCCUGACGAUGUCCCACUGCAAACUCCCUGACAGAAUCUGCCGAGACCUCUCUAUGGCCCUGAGGGCAGCCCCUGCCCUGACAGAGCUGGUCCUCCUCCACUGCAGGCUCAGUGAAGCUGGUCUGCGUGCACUGAGUGAGGGCCUAGCCUGGCCCCAGUGCCGGGUACAGACACUCAGGGUGCUGCUGCUAAACCCUCCAGAAGCUUUCCAGUAUCUGGUAGCCCUGCUCUGGCAGAGCUCUACCCUCACCACCCUGGACCUCAGUAGCUGUUACCUGCCUGACUCCGUGGUGACCUACCUGUGUGCAGCCCUGCAGCACCCAGGAUGCAGCCUGCAGACCCUCAGUCUGGCCUCUGUGGAGCUGAGUGAGCCAUCAGUACAGGAGCUGAAGGCCGUGAAGAUAGCAAAGCCCAGAUUGGCCAUUGUCCACCCAGCACUCAACAGCCACCUUGGUCCUCCUGAGAGAGUCAUCAGUGCCCUCUGAGGCCUGGAGCAUGAAGCAGAUGGAAGACACAGAGGUCAGAGCCAAGAAGAAGUCCUCCCUGCUUGAAGGGCAAGAAGGGACACAGAAUGAUGACCCCCUGGGGUGGGAACCUUGAUGGCCCUGACAUACUGAUAAUGAAUUAUCUGGUAGAUUCU
This is a messenger RNA of Fukomys damarensis (Damara mole-rat), 2675 nucleotides long. RefSeq names its product NLR family pyrin domain containing 6 (gene Nlrp6). The transcript has 8 exons. Gene Ontology annotation, molecular function: vasopressin receptor activity; peptide binding. NCBI's taxonomy places the organism in Eukaryota, Metazoa, Chordata, Mammalia, Rodentia, Bathyergidae. Bases 1 to 2520 code for a protein of 839 amino acids. Gene Ontology annotation, biological process: regulation of inflammatory response; acute inflammatory response; response to bacterium. The record is from RefSeq and is a predicted model, not a curated record. Gene Ontology annotation, cellular component: canonical inflammasome complex; cytoplasm.